This is a messenger RNA of Kockovaella imperatae, 817 nucleotides long. Its product is annotated as ribosomal protein L15e. NCBI's taxonomy places the organism in Eukaryota, Fungi, Basidiomycota, Tremellomycetes, Tremellales, Cuniculitremaceae. Gene Ontology annotation, cellular component: ribosome; cytosolic large ribosomal subunit. The record is from RefSeq and is a predicted model, not a curated record. The transcript is spliced from 5 exons. The coding region runs from base 117 to 722 and encodes 201 amino acids. Gene Ontology annotation, biological process: cytoplasmic translation. Gene Ontology annotation, molecular function: RNA binding; structural constituent of ribosome.
CCCAAGUCUCGUGGCAGUUUUUCCAGCGGAUGCAAAGCAGCCAACAGGUCGUCGAAGGGGUCUCUCUCUCUCUUUUCAGCCUUCAAGUCGUUCACUCACUCGACCUUUGAAUCAAAAUGGGUGCCUACAAGUACCUCUCCGAGCUCUACACCAAGAAGCAGUCGGACGUUCUUCAGUUCGUGUCUCGAGUCCGAUGCUGGGAAUACCGACAACUCGCCGUCUGUCACCGAGCGUCUCGACCCUCUCGACCUGACAAGGCCAGGAGAUUGGGAUACAAGGCCAAGCAAGGAUACUUGAUCUACCGAAUCAGAGUCAGGAGAGGAAACAGGAAGAGGCCAGCGCCCAAGGGUGCUACCUACGGAAAACCCGUCCGACAGGGUAUCGCUCAAUUGAAACCUCAGCGAGGUCUCAAAGCGACUGCCGAGGAGAGAGUUGGAAGGAGGUGUGGAAACUUGAGAGUGCUCAACUCAUACUGGGUCAACCAAGACGGAGUCUACAAGUACUUUGAAGUCAUCCUUGUCGACCCCUCGCACAAGGCCAUUCGCCGAGACCCUCGAAUCAACUGGAUCUGCAACCCCGUUCACAAGCACCGAGAAUCCCGAGGACUCACUGCCGAAGGCAAGAGGAACAGGGGAUUGGGCAAAGGAUCCAAGUACAACCAUACCCCUGCCCGAGCCACCUGGAGGAAACACAACACCCUCUCUCUCCGACGAUACCGUUAAUCACCUUCGUGAUUUCAUCAGAGGUGCUUGGGUCGUGUGUCAGCUUUCACGAGGAGGACGAAGAGGAGGAGGUGUGUACGAGCUACGAUCGCUAU